GACGUUCGUAGGUCUAAAAAAAAAUCUAAAUACGAAGAAAGAAGACUCGAAAAGAGUAUAUAAAUAUACGAAGACACGAGAAGCUAGGGGAGAAAUCUUGAAGCUUCGUUAUCUUUUUGAUUCGAUUGUUGGAGUGACUCUGCGAGGAUGAGAGAACGGGUUUUUACAUUCGUUUCGCUGCUUCUUGUAGCUUUGUUUUCGUUUUCGAGUCUUUGCUACUGUGACGACCAGACGGUCCUGUAUGAAUCGUUCGACGAGUCUUUUGAUGGUCGUUGGAUCGUUUCUGAGAAACCUGAAUACCAAGGUGUGUGGAAGCACGAGAAGAGUGAAGGGCAUGAUGAUUACGGACUUCUAGUGAGCGAGAAAGCUAAAAAGUACGGAAUUGUGAAGGAGCUUGAUGAGCCACUAAACCUUAAAGACGGAACUGUUGUUCUGCAAUACGAGGCUCGUUUCCAAGAAGGGCUUGAGUGUGGUGGUGCUUACCUAAAGUAUCUUCGUCCUCAAGAAGCUGGAUGGGUUCCUCAAGGGUUUGACAACGAUUCUCCUUACUCUAUCAUGUUUGGACCUGACAAGUGUGGUGCUACCAACAAGGUGCAUUUCAUCUUGAAGCAUAAGAAUCCUAAGAGUGGCGAGUUUGUUGAGCACCAUCUCAAGUUCCCUCCUUCUGUUCCGUUCGACAAGCUUUCUCAUGUCUACACUGCUAUCUUGAAACCUGAUAAUGAGGUGACGAUUUUGGUUGAUGGUGAGGAGAAGAAGAAGGGUAACUUACUGUCUGCUGAAGACUUUGAGCCUCCUUUGAUCCCUUCCAAGACCAUCCCUGAUCCGGAUGACAAGAAGCCAGAAGACUGGGAUGAGAGAGCCAAGAUUCCAGAUCCUACUGCUGUGAAGCCUGAUGACUGGGAUGAGAAUGCACCCAUGGAGAUUGAAGAUGAGGAAGCUGAGAAACCCCUUGGAUGGUUGGAUGAUGAGCCUGAAGAGGUCGACGACCCUGAGGCAAGCAAGCCUGAAGAUUGGGAUGAUGAGGAAGAUGGUGAGUGGGAAGCUCCCAAGGUUUCUAACCCCAAGUGUGAGACAGCACCUGGAUGUGGCGAAUGGAAGAGACCGAUGAAGAGGAACCCUGCUUACAAGGGCAAGUGGAGCUCACCUCUCAUAGAUAACCCAGCUUACAAGGGAAUCUGGAAACCCAGAGACAUACCAAACCCUGACUACUUUGAGCUUGAUAGGCCAAACUUCGAACCUAUUGCAGCCAUUGGUAUUGAGAUUUGGACAAUGCAAGAUGGUAUCAUAUUUGACAACAUUCUGAUAGCUAAAGACGAAAAGGUUGCUGAAACGUACAGACAAACAACAUGGAAGCCCAAGUCUGAUGUUGAGAAAGAGAAACAAAAGGCAGAGGCUGAAGCUGCUGGUGAAAAUGGUCUCAAGAGCUACCAGAAGAAGGUGUUCGACCUCUUGUACAAGGUUGCAGACAUUUCUUUCCUGAGUGCAUACAAGUCAAAGAUCAUGGUAAGCUGUCAUUUCUAGACUUUAGAACAUAUUACAUGAGUAGAA
Messenger RNA from Camelina sativa (false flax), 1548 nucleotides. The record is from RefSeq and is a predicted model, not a curated record. NCBI's taxonomy places the organism in Eukaryota, Viridiplantae, Streptophyta, Magnoliopsida, Brassicales, Brassicaceae.